Cladophialophora immunda is the source of this 1701-nucleotide messenger RNA. RefSeq lists its product as uncharacterized. Lineage: Eukaryota; Fungi; Ascomycota; Eurotiomycetes; Chaetothyriales; Herpotrichiellaceae. The coding region runs from base 1 to 1701 and encodes 566 amino acids. The transcript is spliced from 7 exons. Gene Ontology annotation, molecular function: heme binding; iron ion binding; monooxygenase activity. The record is from RefSeq and is a predicted model, not a curated record.
AUGGAUAUGAAAUUCAUUCGAGCAAGUGACCUGGCCGCCAUGUCGUCAUCUAGCUCCGAGCUCAUUAUGGCCUCUGUGGCCUUUGUGGUCGGCCUUCUGUCACACCAGAUCUUCAAGCGCAAUGAGCCCAGUGCUUAUGGAUGUUUCGGUUAUAUCGUUGGCACCAACGUGGCAAUGGCCAUUCUCUCUAAAGCAUUAGGGAUUCGCACUACAACUGGCCUAGUUCAAGUGGCGAUCAUCGAUUUAGGGAUCUACAUCGCCACCAUCCUGACCAGUAUGACUUUGUACCGGGUCUUUUUCCAUCCUCUAAACCGCUUCCCCGGCCCUCUGUUUUGCAAGAUCACUCGAUUUGUGGCGACUUACCAUGCGUUGCAAAGAGACACCCACGUUUGGUUACACGAUCUUCAUGAAAAGUAUGGUGAUGUAGUGCGAGUAUCCCCGAACGAGUUGUCCUACAAAUCCGUCACCGCUGUGGACGCAGUCCAUGGCUCAAAGGCGGGAAAUGUGGCUCGAGGUCCUUUCUACGGGGGCGACCCCAAUCGGCCUGCCAAUUCCAUGCUUUCAACGCAAAGCCUCGACGAACACCGAUGGCGGCGCAAAAUUUGGGAGCGAGGAUUUGGAACACUCCAGCUGAAAGCGUACGAAUCCAGGGUGGUUCGUCACCUUGAUGUCCUUGUAUCGCAGUUGAGGAAACGCGAGGGAGCCAUUGUGAACAUGACGGAGUGGUGCGAGUUCUUUGCGUACGAUGUGAUGAGCGAUCUUGGCUUCAGUGAAGAAUUUGGCAUGUUGAAAGCCGGCAAACCGCAUCGGUACGUCAGCGCUUUGCACGGUAACGCCAGGAUCAUCUUCACUGUGGCACAAACGCCAUGGAUGCGGCCACUCCUAUGGCUUUUCCCAGUAGACGCGCAAUCGAAGAAAGACGGCCGAGACUUCAGGAAGAUUGGAAUAGAAACUUAUCACCGCCGAAAAGCUAGGGGAGACGUCAAACAGCAGGAUAUGUUCGAAACGAUCGCAAAUAAUCCGGACAGCAUAGGACCACGGCCAUUGACUGAAGCAGAGAUCAUGGCAGAUGCGUCAUUGAUAAUCAUGGCUGGAUCGACGUCCACGGCUCUGUGCAUUACAUUUGUUUUUUGGUAUCUUUGUCAACAUCGGGCCAUAUAUGGAAAGCUUCAGAGAGAGAUCGACCGAAACUGGGAUGGAGUUUCACCGUUAGCGGUGUCACAGAUUGGCCCUGGUCCUGCGCCGUACCUCAACGCUGUCAUUGAAGAGACUCUGCGUAUUUGGCCUCCUGCGCCGGGAGGCACACAAAGACGGAGCCCUGAUGGUGGCAUGGUAGUAGAUGGGGAAUAUGUGCCUAAGGGUACGCAGGUCAGCGUCUGCCCCAUAGCAAUCCAGAGAGACGAGAGGUACUUCUCGAAUCCUCUUGAAUUCAUCCCCGAGCGGUGGGUAGAUGACAUGCGGCCACCGGAUUUUGUUCAUCAGCCAAGGGCUUUUAUCCCCUUUACUGUGGGACAAUACACCUGCUUGGGGAAGAACCUGGCGUACCAAGAGAUCAGACUGUUCGUGGCCAAGGUCAUGCGCAACUUGGAUUUCCAUUUUCCUCCGGGUUACAACCCGGCGGAGUUUGAGAAGACGGUCGCGUUCAAAGGAACAUUGCUGAUCGGUGAGCUCCCUGUUAUUUUCACAUCGCGAAAAGAUUAA